AUUGGAUUAAGUUAGCCGACUAAUAAUCGGCACUGCAAAACGCAUGAAACUCAGAACAGGAUUUUAAGUUCCUCCUGAUUGCUCCAUCACCUCUCUGUUGCUUCAUCCUGUCACAGUGCCACAGUGACAAUGGCGGGCAGAAGAGUGGUGUCUUUCCCGUCCUCCGCAGAGCUCGGUCCGGCGUUGGCCAGUCUGGUGACGUCCCGGGCAGAGAAGGCCAUUUCCUCCCGGGGCAGGUUCACCCUUGGCCUGUCAGGAGGGAGCCUUGUGUCCAUGUUGAGCAAAGAGCUGCUUGCUCUGCCUCAGCUGGACUGCAGCAAGUGGCUCUUUGCCUUUUGUGACGAGAGACUGGUCCCCUUCAAUGACCCAGAGAGCACCUAUGGUCUGUACCAGAAAGCCUUAUUUUCUAAGGUCAACAUUGCAGGUAGUGGUGUUCUGGCGAUAGAUCCAUCUCUACCCGUGGCUGAGUGUGCUGAGGAUUACUGCAGGAAGCUUAAAGAUGCCUUUCCGGGGGAGACUAUUCCAGUGUUUGACUUGUUACUGCUCGGUAUGGGACCUGAUGGACAUACCUGUUCCCUCUUCCCAGAUCACAUUCUUUUAGAGGAAAAUCAAAAGAUUGUGGCCCCCAUCAGCGAUUCUCCCAAACCUCCACCACAGAGAGUAACUAUGACCUUUCCAACUGUGAACGCUGCUCGCUGUGUGGCGUUUGUAUCCACUGGAGGAAGCAAAGCAACCAUUUUAAAGGAAGUGCUGGAGGGCAGAGAGGGUCCCGCACUGCCGGCAGCUCGUGUUGUCCCACAGAGCGGUGAGCUGUUCUGGCUUGUUGAUGACCCAGCUGCGGCCUCCUUAACUUUACAAGUGGAAAGACCUGGUUCAGGGGCCAAACUAUAGCACUAAUCACAGCCCAUCAGACUCUAGACUUGGGAACAGUAAGCCUAAGGUGGAAACAUUCCUUGUGUAAAAUAGAUCAACAUUAUUCCAUAAGAAGAUAGUGAUUGUUUGUAAAAAAAUUUUUAUGUCAUUAAAAGAAUUCAAUGCAUUUA
Boleophthalmus pectinirostris (great blue-spotted mudskipper) is the source of this 1043-nucleotide messenger RNA. It is a transcript of the gene pgls, whose product is annotated as 6-phosphogluconolactonase. The record is from RefSeq and is a predicted model, not a curated record. Bases 130 to 891 code for a protein of 253 amino acids. Lineage: Eukaryota; Metazoa; Chordata; Actinopteri; Gobiiformes; Gobiidae. The transcript has 6 exons. Gene Ontology annotation, molecular function: 6-phosphogluconolactonase activity. Gene Ontology annotation, biological process: carbohydrate metabolic process; pentose-phosphate shunt.